This is a messenger RNA of Xenia sp. Carnegie-2017, 1285 nucleotides long. Its product is annotated as putative riboflavin kinase. Gene Ontology annotation, biological process: FMN biosynthetic process; riboflavin biosynthetic process. The transcript has 4 exons. The record is from RefSeq and is a predicted model, not a curated record. Gene Ontology annotation, cellular component: mitochondrion. Bases 146 to 640 code for a protein of 164 amino acids. NCBI's taxonomy places the organism in Eukaryota, Metazoa, Cnidaria, Anthozoa, Malacalcyonacea, Xeniidae. Gene Ontology annotation, molecular function: riboflavin kinase activity.
CGGUACAAGUGUGCCGGAAAUAGCUGUGUGUGAUAUUGUUUUGUAACAUGUUUACAUUUAGAACAUUAUUGGAUGAUUGAGCAAUUUUAAUGAUGUUUUCACUUGCUAGUUGUAGAUUUUAACUUCUGACAGGAGUUCCAGUAUUAUGCCUUCCGAAAUGCCAAAUGGAGUUCUACCAUUGUUUGUACGAGGGGAAGUCGUCAAAGGAUUCGGUCGAGGGAGUAAAAGUUUAGGAAUUCCCACAGCAAAUUAUCCAGAUGAAGUGAUCUCGAAACUGCCCGACUCUCUUGAGACCGGUGCAUAUUAUGGCUUUGCUAGUGUAGAUGGAGACGAGGUUUACAAAAUGGUGUUAAGUGUUGGAUGGAAUCCAUUCUUCAAAAAUACCAAAAAAUCUAUGGAGACGCAUAUUUUGCAAACAUUUCCUGAGGAUUUUUAUGGAAAAGAACUUCGCAUUUGCAUUGUUGGUUAUAUCCGACAGGAAAGAUCAUAUCCAUCAUUAGAAUCCUUAAUAGAUGCCAUUCGUAAUGAUAUUUCAGUGGCAAAAGAAGAACUGGACAAGCCUGAAAAUCAAUUGUACUAUUCAAAUCCAUUUUUAACAGAUAAGUCACUGGCUAGAAAAAAUGAAGUUGUUUUAUCGUAGAAAAUAAACUUUGAAUAAUGUAUCCUAUAGUUUCUUGUAUGAAAUGUAAUGUCUGCAUAAUUUAUAAUAGCUUUUUCGACUGGUAAGGGAAAAUCUUAAUGCUGUACAAUUAAUUGAGUUUGAGGUACUUUGUUCCUUUUUCCUAGCCAAAUAAUAUUAAUAUAUCAAAAAAUUAGGCAAAAGCAAUUGUGAUUAGUGCAAAAGCAAAAACAAUCUCUCAAUCAUCAUAAAAAGAUGACAGAAUUUAACAAAAAUGUUUGCUGUUAUACUGCAAUAAGGAGCUGUCAAAAUAUAAUCUUAACUACAACACCCCAACUGCCCACUAUGAAAGCUUCAUGGAUCCAUCCCUGCACAGCAUUAACACAUUUUGUUAUUGCCAGGUUUUGAUUUCUUUUAUGCUUUCCUCUAAUGUGUUGGUACUUAUGUAACUUUAAACUAAUUUCAUGCUAUCUUAGAGAGCCACAUAAAAAUGGGAGCUCUUUGUUUUGAAAGAAAACUUCUCAAACGCUCUUGGGAAAAAUAAUGACGAUGUAAAUGUUUUCCUAUAGACUUUGGCUACACAGGCCAGCAAUUUUAAAACUACAUAAAGAAUAAAUGAUGUAUAAAGAAUAAAAUUACUGCAAUGCUUGCAGGUUCAAUCAUGAA